GCAUGCCCCGAUGGGGGUGUGGCUUGGCCUGCUACACUCCUACAGUGGCCUUGCCGGCAGCCGCCGGUUUCGGGCAUUUCGGCGGGGAACGGCUGCUACCCGCAUGGAAGGGACAUCCGGCCUGACCGGAGGACUUGGGACGGAGACAAGGGACCGGCCGAGGCGGGCGACUGAGGUGUCCAGAGCGUAGGCGAGGCUCAGGUGCAGCUCUCCGAGAGAGACAGAGAGAGUGAGAGAAAGAGAGGGCGGCCUGGCCGGGGCGCGCGUGGGACGUCCGCUCCGUGGAAAAUGCGCUCCUCCCGGCACUGCCGGGCCCAGGAGACGUGAGCCAGCACGAACUGUGGCUCCAUCUUCCUUCCCUAGAACCAAGAAUCCAAAGUUUCCGCGGCGGCCGGGCGCGGCGGGCGAGGGCUCGCCAGCUGUCGUCUCCUCUGCUUCCGAGCUGGGAGACGCUCACUCUCCGUGGGCGGCUCUUCUGAAGUCAAGGUCCUUUCCUGCAGCAGGUCAGCACGUUAGUGUGCCUCACAUGCCCAUGUAAGGAAACAGAAUCGAGACUUCGGCCAACCCAGGUUUCCAAAUUUGGACUUGUAGUGAUCCCCAGACUGAAACUUCUCUGUCAUUGGAGGUGUUGCCUGUAGAACGGUCUCCCUUGCAUUUGUAGUUACGUGAUGUGGAGACUGGACUCCCAAACAAAGUAACUGCCUUUCUGUAGGCUGGAGCUUAAAGCAGAAAAUUUGAAAUUGGCAAACUCUUCUGGCCUCAGAAAUGAUAGAGUCUUGACGAGGAAUUUUGAUUAUACCGUUAUCUUAACAACCACGUGGGAUGAUGUUUUUGCAUGAGAGAGUUAAUGGUCAUUGCCAGUAACAAAUACAGCCUUCUGAUAACUUGAGAUUUUGGUUAAAAAAAAAAAGAGAGAGACAGAUUUUGGUAGAAAUGAUAUAAUUGAAUAUUAGAACAAAGCAAGUAUCUACAGAAAAAUUUUAAACGUAAUAAUAUUAACGACAAUAUAAAGAGAAAGGUCUAGUGUAGUCAUUUGAACUUUUGGUCAGUUGAAAAAUUAAGCAAAAUUUUUAUUUUGAAAUGAAAAUAAAUUGCUACACUUCCAAGCGCUGGGCUACUAACCCAAAGGCUGGCAGUUGGAGACACCUGGAGGUGCCUCAGAAGAAAGGCCUGGCAAUCUAAUUCUGAAAAAUCAGCCAUUGAAAACCCUAUGGAGCGCAGUUCCACUCUGACUCUCAUGGGGUUGUCAUGAGUCAGAAUCAACAAGACAGCAACUGGUUAACUGGUUAUAUAAUUUUUCUUUGGUUCAUGGCCUUUUAAUGCCCCCAAGAUCACUCUGAGCUUGCUGUCAUUAUGUGGCACUUAAUUGUAAAAAUAAGAUAUAAAUGAUUUGGCUUUGUACCCUGGUGAUUUCUAUGUAAUUAAAUUAUUUGCUUGUUUGUUUUUUGUUACAAUUUUUUCAUUCCCCUAGAAGUGAGAAAUUUAUUCAAGUGUUUGAAAUUGAAAGUUGAAUUCGCUGUUUUCUAGUUAGUUUUUAAAGAAGCCUGUGGCCACUGUUAAUUAAACACGAAUAUAUUCUUUAGUGCAUAGAGUUGUAAUAAACACCUUCAGCUUUAAAAAAAAAAAAAAAGCCAUCAAAUACGUUCCUUAGAAAUUGUUUUACAGCCUACGCACAUAAAAAAAGAGCUCGCAAGCCAGACAUUGGAGGAGAUGUCAGAAGAUUCAGAAAAUGAAAACUAUUCAGACAGAACAAUCAGCGAUGAAGAUGAGUCGGAUGAGGAUGAGGAUAACUUCAUGAAAUUUGUGCGGGAAGAUAUCCGUCGGUGUGCACUUUUAACAGCUGGCUCUAUUGGCGAUCCAUUUUUCCCCCGGACUACACAGAUACUAUUAGAAUAUCAGCUAGGGAGAUGGGUGCCACGUCUUCGUGAACCGCGGGACCUCUAUGGAGUCUCUUCUUCUGGCCCACUGAGCCCGACACGGUGGCCAUACCACUGUGAGGUCAUUGAUGAAAAAGUCCAGCAUAUUGACUGGACUCCUCCUUAUCCUGAGCCAGUAUACACCCCCACAGGCCUGGAGACAGAACCGCUUUAUCUAAACUCCAAGGAUGACGUGGUUUAUCUAGCUGAAGAUGCUUACAAAGAGCCCUGUUUUGUGUAUUCCCGAGUUGGGGGCAACCGAACAUCCCUGAAGCAGCCCAUGGAUAACUGUGACAACACUUUGAUGUUUGAAGCAAGGUUUGAGAGUGGUAAUCUACAGAAGGUAGUCAAAGUGGCAGAAUAUGAAUACCAGUUGACUGUGCGUCCUGACCUCUUCACAAAUAAGCACACCCAGUGGUACUAUUUCCAAGUCACUAAUACCCAAGCAGAAAUAGCCUACAGAUUCACGAUUGUCAACUUCACCAAGCCUGCCAGUCUUUACAACCGGGGUAUGCGCCCACUUUUCUAUUCUGAGAAAGAAGCCAAGGUUCAUAAUAUUGGCUGGAAGAGGAUAGGAGACCAAAUUAAGUAUUAUAAGAACAAUCUGGGGCAAGAUGGACGCCAUUAUUUCUCACUUACGUGGACGUUUCAAUUUCCACACAACAAAGAUACCUGCUACUUUGCUCACUGCUAUCCGUAUACUUACACCAACCUGCAAGACUACCUCUCUGGCAUCAAUAAUGACCCAGUGCGAUCAAAGUUUUGUAAAAUCCGUGUCUUGUGCCACACGCUUGCUAGAAACAUGGUGUAUGUUUUAACCAUCACCACCCCCUUGAAGAACACUGAGCUGAGAAAGCGCAAGGCUGUGAUUUUGACUGCAAGGGUGCAUCCUGGAGAAACCAACAGCUCAUGGAUCAUGAAAGGCUUCCUAGAUUAUAUUUUAGGAGGCUCCAGUGAUGCCAAGUUGCUCCGGGACACUUUUAUCUUCAAGGUGGUACCGAUGCUGAAUCCAGAUGGUGUGAUUGUGGGAAAUUAUCGGUGUUCCUUAGCUGGACGGGAUUUAAACCGUAGCUAUACGUCUGUCCUGAAGGAGUCUUUUCCUUCUGUUUGGUACACCCGGAACAUGAUCCGUAGAUUGAUGGAGAAACGAGAGGUUAUUUUAUACUGUGACCUGCAUGGCCAUAGUAGGAAGGAGAAUAUCUUCAUGUAUGGCUGUGAUGGCAGUGACAGAUCAAAAGCGUUAUACUUACAACAACGCAUCUUUCCACUUAUGCUGAGCAAAAAUUGUCCAGAUAAAUUUUCAUUCUCAGCUUGCAAGUUUAAUGUUCAGAAGAGCAAAGAGGGAACAGGGAGGGUGGUGAUGUGGAAAAUGGGAAUCAGGAACAGCUUCACCAUGGAGGCCACUUUUUGUGGCUCUACUCUAGGUAACAAACGAGGCACUCAUUUCAACACAAAAGACUUGGAGUCAAUGGGAUAUCAUUUUUGCGAUUCUCUCUUGGACUACUGUGAUCCCGACCGGGCCAAGUAUUUUCAAUGCCUGAAAGAAUUAGAGGAAAUGGAGAAGCGUAUUAACUUAGAGAAAAUCUUUGAUGAUUCAGACACAUCUCUGGUAGAAAUUACAUUGGAUCUAGAGUCUAGUAGCCGAGGCUCUGACAGUUCUGAAUCCAAUGACUCUCAGCCUUAUCUUCUCAAGUUAACUUCUCAGCAGCACUAGAUGACCAAGACAGCAGAGAAGAAGCCUAUGUGACAAUGGAGGAAAAGAUUGGAGUGAUGCGGUUACAAACUGAGGACAUCAAGGAUUACCGGCAACCACCAGAAGCUAAAAAGGAGAAUGGAGCCUUCUGAGGGAGCAUGACCCUGCCAAUACCUUGAUUUCAAACCUCUAGCCUCAGGAAUGUGAGAGAUCAAAUUUAUGUUAUUUUACCCAGUUUGUGAUAAUUCAUUACAGCUGCCCUAGGAAACGAAUACAGUUCCCCAUUCAGCCUUGGUUGGCAUGGGUGGGGCCACAGUUUUUUGGUGGUAUUUAGUUGAAGUAAAGUAGUUAUUAUCUAAAAGUGUUCUAUCCAAGCUGCCUGCUUUUUGGUCCUUGGACAGAGAAAAGAAGCUUUUGUUGGAGUGUUUGUUUGUUUGUCUGCCUGCACUCAUUGGUAUUUAUGGGUUGCCAGCUUCUCCUGCGGUAAAUCUGGGGUGUAUGAGACAAAAAGAAAACCUAGGGAAUGCAUCACUGUGUCACUCCUCUGAUCCUAAAGUUUCUAGUCAGUCUGCCUUCUUCUUUCCACCUUUCAGAGUCUUUUAUAUUACUUUAUUAUGUGAUGUCCAGAAUUUUUAGUUGUAUUUAGACAGAAUAGGGAAAAUUACUUAUCCUCUGUUCAAACAAAAAUCAUAUUAAGCCAAAAAUAGAAAUUGAUUGAAGUAUUUUUAAUAUGUGAUUUGCAAAUCCAGGUAACAUUUCAACUAGGGAGUCAAAAAUGUCCUGAAGUUGAGAGACCCUCCAAUGAUUCUUAUACCCUAUCUUAUCAACAUUGCUAUGGAAAUGGGGCCAGAACAGUGCUUUCACAAUAACAAUUUACCCUAAACACUUAGUUUCUAGUCUGACCUUGGAACUUCUGUUUCUUGAGACUGACUGCGCAUAGGUAAUUCUUCAAAAGAGCACAAUGCCUGAGGCAAAACACUCUAGACUAUUGUUUGACUAAAAGGUAAGGUAACUUUUAGGAAACUAGUUUCCUCAAGGCCAAAGGCUCAAAGAUCGUCUCAAGUCCGUGGCUUGGGUAGGUCACCCCAGCCUCCAUGGAGCUCAGAAGUUUGGAUUCCAGGAGAAGUAAACUCCAUUCCACACUUCCUAGAAAUGGAAGUUCCAAGGUAGUUUUAAGUCUGUGUAUAUACUUGUUUUGAUGUUUUGAUUAAAUAAUGAUUUUAUAUCUGGUUCUUCUAUCUAGCUAAAAACCAAAAAACAUCUGAAAACAAAGAAGGAAAGAAAUUCUACUAUAGAAAUCCAUGAAAAUGCCAGAGAAGAACAAGAGGUAAAUCUUAUUGAUCAUUGUUAACAAUUACUGAAAAAAAUGAUUGCAGAGAAUGAUAAGUUAUUUCCUCUUACCUUCUCUUACCUUGUUUUUCCCCAGGAAGAGUUAAUGGUUAAAAUUUGGUCAUUCUUAUUUACUGUUUAUAAAACUACAAAAUUACCUUGAGUUCAGCUCCUAAACACAAGGGUGUCACUUCUCAGAGAGAAGAGCCUCACUGUCCCUACCCCCAGCUCCAGGACCCUGGCUCAGAGAUUUUGCCUUGGGAUAGGGAGGAAGCAGACCAUAAAACAGGUAGCUCCUAAUCUCUUCCCAAAGGAUACAGCCCACUUGCAACAGGACGUGGAGAGCUCAAAUCCAAGGGUCCUCUCAGAAACAGUGGCUGUUGUGAUGAGAAACAACUGGGAGGAGAUUGGUUGAUUUAUCGAAGAUGUAGGCUAAACUGUAGGCCGGUUAGUUUGCCAGAGAAAACAAGAGACAGCUGGAAGGAUCCCAUCUGGGGUCAGAAUAAAUCAUAACACUAACCUCUGGAACUAUCUUUUCAAAUGAGCAUUAAUUUCAUUGAAUUGGCCUAUACAGCAAUUUAUGCCCCAGGGCAUUGUUGAAAACAACUGAUCAAUUAGCAGAACUUAAUAGCUGGCUCUACGUCAUCUUACGUUUUCACUAACAAUGUAUGAGGGAUCCUGUUUCUGCUCAUCUUCAACGUUUGUUGUAUCACCGUUCACAACAGGACAAAACACUGCCGGGUCCUGCACCAUCCCCACAAUCGUUGCUUUUGGACCCCGUUGUUGCAGCCACCGUGUCAGUCCAUCUCAUUCAGGGUCCUCCUCUUUUUCACUUACCCUCUAUUUUAUCAAGCAUAAUCUCCUCCAGGGACUGAACCCUCCUGAUAACAUGUUCAAAGUACAUGAGAAGAAGUCUCGCCAUCCUCGCUUCUAAGGAGCAUUCUGGCUGUACUUCUUCCAAGACAGACUUGUUCCUUCUUUUGGCAGUCCAUGGUAUAUUGAAUAUUUUUCACCAACACCAUAAUUCAAAGGCAUCAAUUCCUCUUUGGUCUUCCUUAUUCAUUGCCCAGCUUUCCCAUGUGUAUGUGGUGACUGAAAACACCAUAACUUGGAACAGGUGUUCUUAGUCCUUGAAGUGACAUCUUCGCCUUUUAACACUUUGAAGAGGUCUUUUGCAGCAGAUUUGCCCAAUGCAAUGCGCCUUUUGAUUUCUUGACUGCUGCUUCCAUGGCUGUUGAUUGUGGAUAUAAGUAAAAUGAAAUCCUUGAUGACCUCAAUCUUUUCUCUGUUUAUCAUGAUGUUGCUUAUUGGUCCAGUUGUGAGGAUUUUUGUUUUCUUUAUGUUGAGGUGUAAUCCAUACUGAAGGCAGUGGUCUUCGAUCUUCAUCAGUAAGUGCUUCAAGUCCUCCUCAUUUUCAGCAAGCAAGGCUGUGUCAUCUGCAUAAUGCAGGUUGUUAAUGAGUCUUCCUCUAAUUCUGAUGCCAUGUUCUUCUUCAUAUAGUCCAGCUUCUUUUUUAUACAGACUGAAUAAGCGUGGUGAAAGGACACGACCCUGAUGCACAC
Messenger RNA from Loxodonta africana (African savanna elephant), 6500 nucleotides. RefSeq names its product AGBL carboxypeptidase 3 (gene AGBL3). The coding region runs from base 1711 to 3630 and encodes 639 amino acids. Gene Ontology annotation, molecular function: zinc ion binding; metallocarboxypeptidase activity. Gene Ontology annotation, biological process: proteolysis. Lineage: Eukaryota; Metazoa; Chordata; Mammalia; Proboscidea; Elephantidae. The record is from RefSeq and is a predicted model, not a curated record. The transcript is spliced from 12 exons.